AUGCAUUCUCUUGCUAUUGUCUCUGCCUUCUUUGCCAUGGCAUCUGCCCAUGGAGUCGUUCUCUCUGUUGAGGGAGCCAACGGAGUCACCAUGCCUGGUCUCAGCAUUGCUGAUGGAACGCCUCGUGAUUGCUCGAGCAACCGAUGCGGUUCGCAAGCCGACACCUCCAUUAUUCGUGAUCGUGAGAUCCGCAGUGGAAAGGCCAGCGCUCUGGGCAGGACCCAGGGUAACGGCCCUGUUGACCCCGCCGUCAUGAUCUCUAGCUUCUUGGGCAGCGGAAACGCUAAUAAUGUUCCUACCAACAACGGCACUGAGAGUGCUGCUGGUGUUGAGGAUGACUUGUCCAACCUGCCUAAGGGUAACAACCAGGGCAACAACAACAACAACAACAACAACAACAACAACAACAACAACAACAACAACAACAACAACAACAACAACAACAACAACAACAACAACAACAACAACAACAACAACAACAACAACAACAACAACAACAACAACAACAACAACAACAACAACAACAACAACAACAACAACAACAACAACAACAACAACAACAACAACAACAACAACAACAACAACAACAACAACAACAACAACAACAACAACAACAACAACAACAACAACAACAACAACAACAACAACAACAACAACAACAACAACAACAACAACAACAACAACAACAACAACAACAACAACAACAACAACAACAACAACAACAACAACAACAACAACAACAACAACAACAACAACAACAACAACAACAACAACAACAACAACAACAACAACAACAACAACAACAACAACAACAACAACAACAACAACAACAACAACAACAACAACAACAACAACAACAACAACAACAACAACAACAACAACAACAACAACAACAACAACAACAACAACAACAACAACAACAACAACCGCAGGCGCCAGCUGGGUAACCUCUUGGGCGGACUCUUCGGUGGUGGCCGUGGAGGUGGUGGUGAGAAGACCGAGACUGCUGAGGAGACCAGCGUUGCUGCUUCUGCUGGAGAGGGAGCUACCAAGGGCUUACCUACAGCCUCUGAUAACGGCGAGGUCACCAUGACCUACAGACAGAUCAACCAAGACGGCGCCGGUCCAAUGACAGCUGAAAUCGACGCUACUUCCGGCGGCAGCGACCCCGAUGCCUUCCAAACCGCAGAGGUGACCCAAGAUGUUCCUGGAAUCGGCAUCCAGGGUCUCUCCCUCGCCACCAACACCGACUUCCCCCUCAAGGUCCAGAUGCCCCAGGGUAUGACCUGCGAAGGAUCCGUCGGAGGCGCCAACAACGUCUGCAUCGUUCGUGUCCGUAACGGUGCUGCUGCUGGUCCUUUUGGUGGCUCUGGUGCUUUCACCCAGUCUGCUACUGCUAGAAAGCGUGCUAUUGCUUUCCGUCUUAAGAAGCGCAUGGAGAUUGUUCGCUUCUAA
Fusarium subglutinans is the source of this 1455-nucleotide messenger RNA. Its product is annotated as gEgh 16. The record is from RefSeq and is a predicted model, not a curated record. Bases 1 to 1455 code for a protein of 484 amino acids. The transcript is spliced from 3 exons. Lineage: Eukaryota; Fungi; Ascomycota; Sordariomycetes; Hypocreales; Nectriaceae.